Molecule: messenger RNA, 252 nt
Organism: Gaeumannomyces tritici R3-111a-1
Lineage: Eukaryota; Fungi; Ascomycota; Sordariomycetes; Magnaporthales; Magnaporthaceae
Exons: 1
Coding region: 1-213 (70 amino acids)
Source: RefSeq, a predicted model, not a curated record
AUGAACCCGGAGGCCAGGCUAUCACGAGCACGAAGCAUGCAGGCUCCCCCAUCCCACCGCGGCGGCCACCCCAGGGAGGCGCCGUACAUCAAGACGGAGCUCGCGACUGCGGGCUCUCAGGGGCGGGUGAAAUAUAGCCAUGGGCCCAUUUCGACGGGCACGAAGACCGUCGUUCUGCGGCGUCACGUCUCAGAAUACCGCAGGGAGGGCUAAUCUGCAAGUUUGGCAUUACUCGUGCGGGCUAAAAGCGCC